CCCUCUCAUAAUUGAUAAAAACCAUGAUCACCAGAUCCCCCAAUUCUUAAACAAAAAAUCCAAUGUCAACCAAAUCUAACCCUUCUCAUGCAACUGGACUACAGAACAGAACAAUAUUCGUCACGGACAAAAUGCCCGGCAGGCCCCACACACCCCCUCCUCAGGCAGUGAGAAUAUUCUGCAGUCCCGUCGCAUGCGGUGGUCGCGCAACGUGUCUCCCCCUGCACAUGUCUAUGCCCUAAAGGCCGAAAUGACCCCUCCCCAUUUCUCCAUUACUAUUAUUAUUACUACAGUGCUCUCUCCUCUCCUCGUCCCCGUAGAGACCAGAAAAGAACGAAGAAGGAGAAGACUUUCGAAUAUUCCACGCUGGCUGUCUUCCCACGUGUUGCUUCGCCUUUCUCUUCAGAUUCGUCGCCGACCUUUCCUCUCCAAUUGUUCACAACAUGCAUCUCUCUCUCUCUCUCUCUUCCCUUUUCAGUUUUUAAUAUAUAAACCCUAGUGUGAGCUGAAAACAACGCAUUCUUCUUGUUUCUUGUUCCACCGAUGCUUCCUCUCUCCCUCUCUCUUCCCUAAACUUAUUCCUUCUCCGGCGGGCUCUGGUUCUGUGUGAAGAGUAAUUCCAAUCAGUGCAACUUGGGAGUUUGGGAUGGAGAUGAACUACAACUACGGCAGCGGCGGCCAAGAGAUCAGCUGUCCGUACGAGAAUGGGGUGAUGAUGACCAGAGACCCCAAGCCCCGGCUGAGGUGGACGCCGGAUCUUCACGACAGAUUUGUCGACGCCGUCACUAAGCUCGGUGGCCCUGACAAGGCCACUCCUAAGUCUGUCUUGAGGCUAAUGGGCUUGAAGGGAUUGACAUUGUACCAUUUGAAAAGCCAUUUGCAGAAGUAUAGACUCGGACAGCAAUCUCGGAAACAAAAUUCUGCAGAACAAGGCAGAGAGAACAAUGGGGAUUCAUUUGUACAUUUCAGUAAUCAUCAUUCCACAGGGUCUACCGCCAAAUCCUCAAGAGGUAAUGCAGAACAAGGAACAAUUCCGCUUUCGGAGGAACUUAAGUGUCAGAUUGAAGUACAGAACAGAUUACAAGAGCAACUCGAGGUUCAAAAGAAGCUGCAAAUGAGAAUAGAAGCCCAAGGGAAGUACUUACAAACUAUAUUAGAGAAAGCUCAAAAGGGCCUCUCUAUUGACAUGAAGGGGCCGAUUACUGCAGAAGCCACAAGAGCGCAAUUGACAGACUUCAAUUUGGCUCUAUCAAACUUCAUGGAGAAUAUGAGCGAAGAAGAGAGAAGAGUAAACAUAAUAGAGAUGAAUGAGGCUUAUAAGAAGAGCAAUGGUUCAACUUUCCAGAUUUAUGAAGAGGGGAAUAUUGGAGAAGAAAAUAAAGAUUCAAAGCUAAAGGUUGAGAGGGGUUCCAUACAUUUUGACUUAAAUACUAAAGGUAGUUAUGAUUAUGUUGGUACAAAUGGAACUGAAUUCGAACCACGAUGCUUUCGUUUACAAGAUAGUUCACUUUGAUGGCAAGCGUGUAACACUUUGUUGCUGCUUAUAUUAUAUCCAAAAUUACAGGGUGCUUAUAUUUUGUUAACACAAAAGAAAAAAGGAAAAUGGUUUUCGGUUGUUAUCGCUCAAUUGUGGUUGUAGUUUAUGGUUUUAAUCUGAUAUCCUAGCCAUUUUAAUGGAAGUAUAGUGUACCAACAUCGAGCACAGAUUUGCCUCUAUGCAUUUCAAUUUUCUGCAUUUGAAGACAUUUUCUUUUUCGUUAUUAUAGAGAUCGGAGACAUUUCGCGUGAGCUACUAAACUGCACCUUUCUAGGAUUAUCCCAUUUUGGUGGAGUAGGAAGGAUGAUGGAUGUCAUCGGUUGCUUUGAAAUAUAACUUUGCUUUGUAUUUUGACUCCAUGCAUUGGCAUUUUGAUCAUUUCAUGUUUCUUCUCUGGUUCGAAACCGAUCAUUUCCAUAUUUCUUCUUUGAUUUAGUCUACUCUUUAACCCAAUUUCUCACACUUUCUCACCACUUGGCUAAUCU
Rosa chinensis is the source of this 2022-nucleotide messenger RNA. Its product is annotated as myb family transcription factor PHL11. NCBI's taxonomy places the organism in Eukaryota, Viridiplantae, Streptophyta, Magnoliopsida, Rosales, Rosaceae. The transcript has 6 exons. Gene Ontology annotation, molecular function: DNA binding; DNA-binding transcription factor activity. The record is from RefSeq and is a predicted model, not a curated record. Bases 647 to 1513 code for a protein of 288 amino acids.